Messenger RNA from Aplosporella prunicola CBS 121167, 1173 nucleotides. RefSeq lists its product as uncharacterized. Lineage: Eukaryota; Fungi; Ascomycota; Dothideomycetes; Botryosphaeriales; Aplosporellaceae. The coding region runs from base 1 to 1173 and encodes 390 amino acids. The record is from RefSeq and is a predicted model, not a curated record. The transcript has 2 exons.
AUGGAAGAAACCUCAGAUCAUGAUCAACCGGGUUUGCGGAAGAUACCUCCUAUUGAUCAGUCGAACACGUCUCGCACCAGCGCAUCACCAGCGCCUCCGGUCACGAUCACCAAUUCCACCGGCCAUCUAAUGCGUUCAACUUCUGCCCAAUCGUACAAACACCUCUUCGAAGAUCACCUCUUGGAAGGCAACACGGCGCAGACGAACGACCGCCGCAAAGCCCCAGUAGCCCGUUACCUCUGGGAAUGGAUGCGCAAGCAUGAGCUCUGGAAUGCGCUGAGCGGCCCUGAUGCCUCUCUGGAAGGCCUCCAAAAACACAUUCACUUCGAGAUUACACUCCAGCCGUUGAUUGAGAACAAAGUCUUAAACUGCAAGGCUAUGGAUGCCCUGUGGGCUUGUCGGCACUGGGACUUGAAAACCAUCAAUGAUCUUCUUCCGCCAGAUAUCUGCCCUGAAGAUGGCAUCUCGGGACUCGACGAACAUUGCGUAAACGUUCUGCGGAGAGCGAGCAGAGCCGUUCCCGAUCACGCUGCUUUCAUCCACCAACUCGUCCAGCACAUUCAUGGUCGUCACCCUGUUCGGUCCGAAGACAUUUACCAUGUUAUUGAACGAAAUACUGUCCCGGAUCGAGGCAAGAAAACUUCAAAGAGGAAGAGGAACGAUGAGAACGGCAAUAACUCAAAAAGACCAAGGCAAGAAGAGGUGGAACAAUCCACUCAGGAAGAUCAAGGCAACGACGUAUCACAACCGCAACCAGGUCAGGUUGAACCACUCUUGAUAACGGACGAGGCUGACGGGUCCAGAGGUACUGUCACAAUCUCCCGCGAGGAGUACGACGGCCUGAAGGCAACAGUGGAGGACCAGGGAAAGAAGAUGAGGAAGAAGGACAAGAACAUUAAAGCUUUAAACAGGGCGACCAAUGUGCUACUCGCGAAAUUCAACAUGGCGCCAAUGAAUGUCGAGGACGAGGAGGACGACAUUGGUGAGUCCGUAAAUACUGUCGCCAUCUCUCGCGAGGAGUACAAUGGCUUACAGGCCAUGGUCGAGGAUCAGAUACGGAAGAUGAAGAAGAAAGACAAAAAUAUCAACGCUUUGAACAUGGCGAUCAACGAGCUGCGCGAGAAGUUUAACAUGGCGCCAUUGGAUGAGGAGGAGCAGGACGGGGAGGACUAA